AUGGCAGACCACAAGCAGGCCAACGACGGUCGGGUUCGCAAGCGGGCCUCGAAUGCGUAAGUACUGCAUCCUGACUCGCUUCUGCCUCGCGCCGCUGAUACGCGCUUUGGCACUGGCUCGCUAACACGUUAUGCAGAUGCGAGCGAUGCCGAAGACAGAAGAUCAAAUGCUCUGGCACCGUACCCUGCGAGCAGUGUAGUCGACGUUCUGUGCGGUGUAAUUUUGACGAGAAGCAGCAGAAGAUCCUGGUGACCCAGAGGUAUGGUCGUUAUUGCCGUUUCGUGCUUUCAAUCUGCUAAAGUGUUGACUCGCAGCUAUAUUGCCGAGCUCGAGCGAAGAGCCGGUGUUGCCAAAAACGGCGAUAGUAGAGCCCACGACAAUGGAAUCGACGUAGACGAAGACAGCCAUGCUCUGAAUGGCCAAGGUGCGACCCAGUUGAUUCGUGUCCCUUACCGCAUGGCUGACAGGAUCAGAUGCCGAACCAGCAACGCCGAGAGACAACAGUCCGACUCCAAGCGAAGCUGGCUUCGAUGCCGACCCCUCGGAAUCGGAGCACUCAAACCACAACGGACUUCGCAGUGAGCCAGUCGCCGGGCUCACUAAUCCCCUGGAUCCCGUCAAUUCCGAUGCCUUCACCGUAAAUAACUCUGCUAGACGCUGUAAGCUUCCCCAGAUCUCCGCUAGGCUCUGGUGUCUGAAAACCUUGCUAGUCGGGGUCAGAUCUCGUAGAUUGCUUCAACGCUAAUCUAUCUGAGCAAGAUUUCCUUGGUGUAUCCUCGAAUUGGUCGUUCGGUAGACGCGUGUUGAGUUUGGUACAUAUCAAAGUCAACGGCGCUCCUCCACCAACAGGCUCACUUUUGUUCGAAGGCGCAACGUACGACCUCGGCUGGGAUGGCCACAGAACAUCGUCGACAUCUGUUGACACGUCGGGACUACCAACCGCGGAUUUCGCCCUAUUCUUAAUCAAUGCCGUGAAGUUCCAUUGUGGACGGCUGUUCCACAUGUUUGAUGAAGCAGCUUUCAUGCACUACUUCAGCAUAUACUACGAGGAUCCUGGAAAUGAGAGCAACUAUCCGCGGCUCUGGUACAUCCACUUUCUGCUCGUCCUAGCUUUUGGCAAGGCGUUCAUAGUACGAGCGGCAAAAGGAAAGAGGCCUCCUGGAGCCGACCUGUUCGUCCAAGCUAUGCAGCUUCUGCCGGACAUUACCUGCUUGUACACUGAUGCCAUGCAAUCGAUAGAGAUACUGUGUUGUACAGCACUCUAUUUGCAAUGUCUGGAUUAUCGAAGCGCUGCAUACAAUACUGUAAGGCUUUCAUGGUCCCAGUCUUAACUCGCUCUACUAACACUCAUAGAUUGGCCAAGCAAUGAGAAUGGCGGUAGAGCAAGGCAUGUACACAGACAUGCGAAGCCUGCACCUCUCAGAACCCGUGGUGGAGCGAUGCCGCGCGAUCUGGUGGACAGUGUACGUACUGGACAGACAGAUGACGGCGAUGAUGGGUGUUCCCAUGAGUCUUUCAGACGACGAUAUUACAGCGCCUUUACCUUCGUUUUCUGGUUCUGCCAAGAAGCAGCUAGCUAUGGGGCUGCACGUAGAACUGGCCAAAGCAAACGCCGUCAUACUGCAAAGUGAGUUUUACGACCCCUUUGUACAGCUAUCUACUAAUCUCGAAUUGCAGCGGUCUACGGUAAGACCGGCGGACGGAGUGAGCGAUUUUUAUCAAGCAUGAAAGAUGCCCUUCGAACGAUUGCGCAAGCAAACGACGAGCGCAAUAAUUCCUUUCCCCUACAGCUAGAGUCACCAGCCAGUGGAGUCUGCAGGCUUUCGGCAUAUUUGCAUUUGUUUCACCAUCAAGUGAGUGUUCAUUCAGUUGGUUCUAAGAACCACCAACGCCAUAAUGAGCUUGGUUACUGACACUGAGACCAGGCUUUAAUCCUUGCCACAAGGCCUCUUCUCUUCAGCUUUCUACAAAAGCGCCUCGAAACACAUAAAUCCUUGCGUGUAUCGUCCUCCCGCGGAGGAAGGUCAUUACUGCGAGUCUGUGUUGGAUCUGCACAGCAGUGUCUAAACAUACUGGAGACUCUUCAGUCUCAAAGCUUGCUUGGUAUUAAAGUCCCUCUCUAUCAAGACUAUCAUUGCUAAUGAAAUCUACAGAAAGCUUCGUCCCGUUCGACCGCGAGGCCGCAUUUUCUGCGGCGCUCGUUCUCACAAUAGCUACACAUGUCGACCCAUCUUUGGUCAAAGAUUCAGACCCGCGACUCGAGACGGCAAGCAGCAUUCUGGACGAAAUGGCAAGUCGAGGAAAUCUCAUUGCCGAGCACCAAAGACAAGAACUGGAACAGUUGGCAUCUAUCUUGAGCAAGUCGCGAGAAAUGGCGAAUGCUUUGCGAGAAAGCCAGCAGCAAGGUCAACUGAACACUCCUGGCAGUACUGAGAGUUACGCUAUAGCCCCGUCGGAGGGCAUGAUUGGUAUGAACGAGCAGAUGCCAGGGGAUAACUUUGACAGCAUUGGCACUCUUCUGAGCGAAUGGAACUCAGAGGACGGGCUUAGUGGUGAGCAUUUGAUGGCGGUGGCUGAUUCGCUGGACUUUGGCCAGCUGAAUUGGCCUGCCAUGGGAGACAUCGACACCGGCGAGGCAUGGAUAUGA
Lecanosticta acicola is the source of this 2647-nucleotide messenger RNA. The record is from the annotation of a GenBank genome assembly. Lineage: Eukaryota; Fungi; Ascomycota; Dothideomycetes; Mycosphaerellales; Mycosphaerellaceae.